Messenger RNA from Polistes canadensis, 3147 nucleotides. RefSeq names its product LETM1 and EF-hand domain-containing protein anon-60Da, mitochondrial (gene Letm1). The record is from RefSeq and is a predicted model, not a curated record. The coding region runs from base 105 to 2432 and encodes 775 amino acids. Gene Ontology annotation, cellular component: mitochondrial inner membrane. Gene Ontology annotation, molecular function: ribosome binding; calcium ion binding. Lineage: Eukaryota; Metazoa; Arthropoda; Insecta; Hymenoptera; Vespidae. Gene Ontology annotation, biological process: intracellular monoatomic cation homeostasis. The transcript has 7 exons.
AUUACCUUCAGAAUGGAAAAUUUGUAAUGGUCGGCUAGUGUUGCAUGGUGUAGUAAAUCACGGUUCCGAGGAUAAUAGAAGAAAUAUUACAAAAAUAAUUCGAAAUGAAUCCUUUGAUAUAUUCGAAAACUUUAACGAAUAAUCAUAGAAGAUUAAUUAGACAGUAUUGGUGUCUAAAAUCAUGGUAUAAUAGUAAUCAUACUAAUUCUAUUCCAAGUGUUAUAUGUAUAGAUUUAAAGAGACCAACAUGCAAUCAAACUUUAGUAGACUUCGUUCUAUUGGAUACCCAUUCAAAAAAUAUGAUGUAUCUACAAACUCGUUCAUUCUCGAGAUCUUUAGUUUUCCAUGGUCAGGAACCAUCUUCUAAAAUUGAAGAAACUGUUAAAAAUAUAAAAGAACAAAAAGAAUUGAAAGAAAAAUCAAUCGAAAGUAAAUCUCAACCCAUUGUUUCAUCGACCGAUAAAGCUUUGAUGGAAAAGAAACCUUCAUUAUUAGAAAGAGUGAAAGGGGAAUUAAUACAUUAUUACCAUGGCUUUCGAUUACUAGGAUUAGAUAUGAAAGUUUCUGCCAAAUUGAUUUGGAGAAUCUUGCAGGGUAAAGAAUUAAGUAGAAGAGAACACAGAUUGCUCGUUAAAACAACAGGAGACAUGUUUAGAUUAAUACCUUUCUCCGUAUUCAUCAUUGUACCAUUUAUGGAAUUCUUACUUCCCGUUGCAAUUAAAUUGUUUCCUGGCUUAUUGCCAUCUACUUUUCAAACUGCAGUUGAAAAAGAAGAUAAAUUAAAGCAAGCUUUAAAGGUUAAAAUUGAGAUGGCCAAAUUUUUACAACAAACAUUAGAUGAUAUGUCAUUACAAUCAUCGGAUCAUAAAUCCGAAAAAGCCAAAGAGUUUGCUGAAUUUUUUUAUAAAAUUAGAACAACCGGUAAUGUGGCGAGUAACGAAGAUAUAAUGAGAUUUAGUAAACUUUUUGAGGAUGAAAUUACUUUAGAUUCUUUAUCUCGACCACAAUUAAUUGCUUUAUGCAGAGUAUUGGAUGUUCAAAGACUUGGUACUACGAACUUUUUACGUUUUCUACUUCGAAUGCGGUUAAGAAGUCUUGCUGCUGACGAUAAGUUAAUCCAGAAAGAAGGUGUAGAUAGCUUAACGAGGAGCGAAUUACAACAAGCCUGCAGAGCACGUGCUAUGCGAGCAUAUGGAAUGCCAGAUACAAAGCUAAGAGAACAGCUAUCGCAAUGGUUAGAUUUGAGUUUGAAUAAAAAAGUACCACAGUCAUUGCUACUUCUAUCUCGAGCACUUAUGGUACCUGAAACCAUUCCUAUGUCAGACAAAUUAAUAGCAACUAUAUCAGCAUUGCCUGAAACAGUGGUUGCACGUACUACAUGUGCCAUUGGAGAAAAAGAAGGAAAACUUGACCUUAAAGCAAAUAUUGAAAUUAUUAAAAUGGAAGAACGUAAAAUUGAAGAAGAAAGAGAAGAACAAAAGCAAAAAGAAAAGAAAGAGGCAGAACCAACACCUAUUACUUUUAAAACGGAAUCUAAAAAAGAUGAAAUUACAGCAACUGAUGUAAAAGUUAUUGAGCAAGCCCUUGAAACACUAGACAAGGAUAAAAAGAAAAUGACUGUAGAAAAGGAAGAAUUGAAAGAGCUUAAGGAAGAGAUGGCAGAGUAUCAAGAGGAUGUCAAAGAAUUAUAUCAGAUAAAAGCCGAAACAAAGGGUGAAAUAGAUGUUGACAAUAUUAAAAUAUCAAAAGGAGCCAACAGAUUAUUUAAUAAAAUUAACAAGAUGAUUCAAAAGGCGGAUGCAGUUUUAUUAGAACUAGAACAAUCAGAGAAACAAGUUAAAGAGAAAAUACAAUCUUUAAGUCCAGAAGAACAAAAGGAAUCUAAAACUGUUGAAGAAUUAGUCAAAAUAGAUGAACUUAUUGCAACUAUAAAACAAAUACAAAAUGUAUCAGAUCAACCUAAAUUAAGAAGUAUAGCAGAAAUAUUAAAAAAAAUGGACGACGAUAAAGAUGGUGCUAUUAAACUCGAAAAUGUUUUAAAGAUUAUAGAACUUAUAGAAAAAGAAGACGUCAAAUUAAAUAAAAAACAAUUAGAUGAACUAAUUGAAAUGAUGGAUAAGGAAGAAAUAUUAGAAGCAGAUGAGCAAAUUCAAAAAAUCUUACAAACAGAAAGUAAAUCCUCGCCUGUUCCACCAGUUUCACCAGUUCCUGCUACACCCGUUACAAAAGAAAAACCGCUUGGAAAAGAAGAAUUAACAGAUGAUAUUUAUGAGCCUAAAAAAAAAUUUAAAAUUUCAACCAUUGAAAAAAGUAGUACAGAAAAAUCAGCCGAAAUUUUAACAAGUAAUUCCAAAUCCAAUGUGAACAAUCCAUCAUUAACACCAGGUGUUCCACCUAAAACAAAACAAACAGAAGGUUCUAAGCAACUAUGAUCAUCGCACAAUAAAAUAAUUAAUUAAUUUUAUUUUCUAAGUAAUUUUUCUACUUUACUUUGAAGAAAAUACGUACAAUAUAGGCAUAAUUAUUUUUAUGAAUCACUAUCUAUAGUGACGUUCUCAUAUUAUAAUUUUUGGCAAAAAUUAAUUAUUUAUUUAAAGCCUAAAAUAUAAUGAACUCGUAAUCCUGAUCUGUACAUAGUACACAAAGAUACUUAUAUCUAAAUAUAUUGUAUACAUUUGUAUAUUAUAUACAUAUAGCUCCAGUAAUAAUUUACUAAAGGAUAGAUUAUCUUUGAAAUAAUUAUUAAUUACGAAUAGUCUUUUAAUUAAGACUGCGAUGCAUUUAACAGCAUCUACUAUAAUGUUUUGUUUUGCAAAUGUGGAUACAUUUGUGCUGGUUACAAAUGGCAUGAGUGUUAAUAUUGGAUAUAUAAAAUUUCAUGUCUCAAAAUAACUUACACAAAGGAGAAUCAUUCCAUUUGAAUAAUGAAUGCUGUAUUUGUCAUCUUACAUUAAACUAGAUUUACAUCAUCAUUCAAGAUUCUUUUGCAACAAUAUCAACAUUAAUUGUCUGAUUAAUUAUAUAUGUCUCUUUGUGAAAUAAUAUUUCAGACAUAUAUAUAAUAUACAUGAGUUAUUCCACGACUGUAAAAUAAAACAGGACACAUACUUAUUAAAUAUAUGUACUACUGUUAUAUAAAAGAUGUUA